Messenger RNA from Fragaria vesca subsp. vesca, 2763 nucleotides. RefSeq lists its product as uncharacterized. The record is from RefSeq and is a predicted model, not a curated record. NCBI's taxonomy places the organism in Eukaryota, Viridiplantae, Streptophyta, Magnoliopsida, Rosales, Rosaceae. Bases 1 to 2610 code for a protein of 869 amino acids. The transcript is spliced from 3 exons.
AUGGCAUGCCAAAUGAUACAUUCAUGGACACUAAGUGGGCUUGUUGGUGCAUUUCUUGAUCUCUCAAUAGCCUAUAUGUUGUUCUGUGCUUCUGCUCUUGCUUUUUUUACAUCAAAGUUUUUGGAUUUAUUUGGAUUAAGUCUCCCUUGCCCUUGUGAUGGGCUGUUUGGGAACCCCAAGAACAAUUACUGCUUCCAGAAGCAGUUAGUGCAGGGCCCAUCUGAGAAGAUCGGCCGAGUUCAGUUGCAGCUGAAGAGCAAGUUCCCUUUCGAUGUAAUGUGGAGUGGAGACCCACAUUUGCAUGCGAAAUGUAAGUCUGAUCAUGAGAGUGGGCACUUUGAGUUUGAGGGUGAUGCAUCAUGCAGCUCGUUUUCGGAUGGGAAGGGGUUAAGUGGGGUUGGGAGAGGUUCUGUUUCGGGGAAUGAGCAGAGCUGUGAGUCUGGUGCGGUGAAAUUGGAAGAACGGUUGGAUCAUAAGGGAAAGAAGGUUGGUGGUCGAAGGCCAAGUCAUGGCCUUCGUAGGUGUCGCACGGGGGCCUCUGUUGAUUUUGGAAAACUAUUUUCGGUUUCCUCAUGUGAUGUGGUACAGUCGGAUUCCCAAGACAUGGUUACACCUAUCAAUUCAAGAAGGCCAUUUCAUGGUAUGCAACGCCGCCGCAAGGGAUGUUCUGUUGAUUAUGCGAAGGUGUUUUCUGUUUCACCAUAUGAUAUGUUUCAGUCGGGUGCAAGAGACAUUGCUAAUCCUCCUUCCAGCUUAAGUAACGUGGGGAAUCAGGGUGCUGAAGUUCCUUCCAGUUCAGAUGGCAUGGAAGCUCCGAAGCCAGAAAGAGUUUCGCGGCUUGAGUUGAAUGAACAUGUUGGUAAAACUAAAUCGAUUGAGAAUGAUGCUUCAUCUGUUGAAAAUUUUGGAGCCAAUGAGCAUGAGAAGCCAGCGUAUGAUAGUAAUGAUAAAACUAUGGUUCGGGUGUUGGAACAAGCACUAGACGAAGAGCAUACUGCCCGCACUGCUCUCUAUUAUGAAUUGGAGAAGGAGAGAAGUGCUGCUGCUACUGCGGCGGAUGAGGCCAUGGCCAUGAUAUUGCGUCUGCAAGAGGAGAAGGCAUCAAUUGAAAUGGAGGCAAGGCAAUACCAGAGGAUGAUACAGGAAAAAUCAAUUUACGAUGCUGAGGAAAUGAAUAUUCUCAAAGAGAUCUUACUUAGGAGAGAAAGGGAAAAGCAUUUCUUGGAGAAAGAAGUUGAGUACUACAGGAAAAUACUCUUUGGAAACGAUCAAGUUGAUGAUGACAUGCAUAAUGUUGCUGCCACAGGAGCACAAAGUAUUUCGCGGCUUCCAAGUAAAGAGCUGUUGUUGAUGCUGGAACGGACAAGCGAUUCAAUUAGUGAGAAGUCAAAGUUGAAAAUGGCAAAUAGUACUUCAGAUUAUGGGGCACCAUCAAGUGACUCACAAAACCGCACUCUGGAUUUGGGGACAGAACUACCAGUUCCAGAUUUGGAAGAAGGUGACUCUUCGAAGCAGAUCGACAUGCACUUGCUUCAAAGCGUUGACAGCCAUUCACAUAUCUUAAAUAAUAUGUAUGAGAUCAAUCACAAGGUUCAAGAGAAGGGAAUGGUGUCUGUGGAUGAGAAACGUGUUUCUCAGGGAAAAGAGGUCCAGGUAUUGAAUGCUGAGGGACUUGAAUUGGUUGAAAAAACUAAUCCUCCUAACGAACAUGAACUUGAUGUAGCUGGUAGCAAUGUGGAUCAGGGAAGCAAAGAUCCACUUAGCUCAACGCCCAAUACAGAGCCUCAUGUUCAUGAUGUUCAUGUUAUUGUUGAGAAGUCUGAUUUCUAUAAUGAAAAGAGUGCUGAGAAAAGUGAACAGCUAUUAGCAAAUGCUACCUUAGAUAUUUCUGAAACACUUAAGAGUAUAACAGGGUCGGGAACUGAGCAUAAAGUGCACGGAGUUGGUUCAGACACGGGUAGUGAAUUGUCAAUAGUGGAUGGCUCUCAAGGUAAAGCUUUACCUUACGAUAUGCGGAGAAAUUCCAUGUCUUCGGUCGAUUAUGAAAAAUCAAAAAUACAAAAUAAACUGCACCGAGGUGGUCCAGACAAGACACCUAAUUACAUGAGGAGGAAUUCCAUGUCUGCAGUUGAUUAUGAAAGAUGGAAAAUCGACAACAAAGUGGAAAGAGGUAGUUCAGACACAGAACCUAAAGAUGUGCGGAGAAAUUCCAUGACUGCAGUUGAUUAUGAAAGAUGGAAAAUGGGCAAUAAAUCUUUCAAAGGUAGUUCAGACACUUCGCCGUCACCUUCUGUCAUGCGAAGAAAUUCCAUGUCUGCAGUUGACUAUGAAAGAUGUAAACUUGACAAUGAAGUUGAGUGGCUUAGAGAAAGGUUAAGGAUUGUGCAAGAGGGAAGAGAGAAGCUCAACUUCUCAGUGGGGCACAGAGAAAGGGAGAAAGUUCAGCGAAAACUUUUGGAAGAUAUAGCAAGCCAGCUCCAGGAGAUUCGGCAAUUGACCGAACCUGGAAAGGUCAAGUGCCAGGCUGCAUUGCCUCCUCCAUCAUCUAAGGUUAUGUCAAAGAAAAGACGAUGGCGAACUUUGUCUCUAGGAGUGCAUAGAAGUACCUAACAGGGUAGGAGUGUUUCUCAUACGAAUGACAGCUGGGAAGCUGUUGCGCUCAUUUCCAGACACUACAAGGAAGCUGUUUCACCUUAGUUACACUUGUAAAUGUUUGUCCUGAUCGUUUAUGGGUCUUUUCCUUUUCAGUUACCUAGUUUCCCU